AUGGGCGCUCAUCAUUCGCGCCGUUCACAUUCAAGUCGAUAUUGUCAAUCGACAACGGUGCCACCAACAAAUGGAGCACUACCGAUAGGAUCAGACGAUCAACCAAAAUCUUUACCAUCACCACCGAAUACUGAAUUAAUUCGACGAAAAAAACAUCGUCAAAUGGAUAGAUUAAGACGAACAUUAAGUUUUCGUAGUAGAAAAAAAGGACAUACAGCUAAUAAUAAUAAUAAUAAUAAUAAUAAUAAUGAUAAUAAUCAUUUAAGUACAACAACCCCAAUUAAAAAUGUUAAUAAUACAACAACAACAGCUGAGAAUAAACCACUACAAUGGCAAGAUGAUGAAAAAGCUGUACGUGCUGGUGCUUGUAGUUUUAAUGUUAAGUAUCUUGGAAGUGUUGAAGUUCAAGAAUCACGAGGAAUGCAUGUUUGUGAACAAGCUAUACAAGCUUUAUUAAAUCAAAAAGUAAAACAUAUUAAAGCUGUUUUACAUAUAUCUGGUGAUGCUCUUCGAGUUGUUGAUGAAACAAAUAAGGGUCUUAUUGUUGAUCAAACAAUUGAAAAAGUUUCAUUUUGUGCACCCGAUCGUCAUCAUGAUAAAGGCUUUGCAUAUAUAUGUCGUGAUGGUACAACACGUCGAUGGCUUUGUCAUGGUUUUCUUGCUAUUAAAGAUUCAGGUGAACGUUUAAGUCAUGCUGUUGGUUGCGCAUUUCAAAUUUGUCUAGAACGUAAACAAAAACGUGAUCGUGAAUGUAGUGUUACUGUUGAAUAUUCUCAAAAUGGUACAUCUUUUACACGUUUCGGUUCAUUUCGUACAACAUCUAUUACUGAACGUAUUAUUGAUCCACAAAGUGCUAUUAUUGCUGAACCAAUUCCGUCUAAUUCAACAGCAACAUCAAAUUUAAUAAAUUCAUCUAAUCAAAAAAAUGGUGUCAUUGAAAGACCACGACCUAAAGGAAAUGAUUCUGAUGCAUUUAUACGUAGUGCAUCACUUCGUUUAGGUGAUCUUAAUCAAACAUCAUCAGGUGUUUUUAAACGACAAAGUUCAUUAAGACCCAGUGAUUUGCCAUCAAUACAAGAAGCAAAAUAUAAAGAGUUACCUACGAAUACAAUUCUAGAAGAAGUAGAGCCUGUGUUAACAACGAAUGAACUUAAUAAAUUAUCGUUAAUUGAUUCAACAAAUACAAAUCAAGUUAAUCCUUCUACUCAACCUACAAUAAAACCUUCAUCCAUUCCAUCAUCGUAUUCAUCAAUUACGAAUACUAUUAAUACUAAUCAUAAUAUAUAUACAAAUGAAAAUUUAUCAUCAAAUGUUUGGUUAACAAAUCAAGUUCCAAUUGUUAAUGAUCAAAUACAAGAACAAUAUGAAUUAAAGUCACCGCCACUACCAACAUCAAUUAAUGAUGCAUUCGAUUCAAAUCUAAAUGCUCUUGUUCAAAGUAAUAAUCCAACAAAUCCAUUUUCACCAUAUGGUUAUUCAAUGGCUGCUCAAGCACAAUCUCCAAAUAUAAAUAAUCGACAACCAACAAUAUUUACACCUAAACGCGGUACGAAUCCAUUUGAUGAUGAUCUUAUACGGCGAUGA
Molecule: messenger RNA, 1584 nt
Organism: Rotaria sp. Silwood2
Lineage: Eukaryota; Metazoa; Rotifera; Eurotatoria; Philodinida; Philodinidae
Source: the annotation of a GenBank genome assembly